GCCAUGGAGAAUUUUAGACAGUCACCAAUAGUGAACCAGCCGGUUGAGUUUUCGACGGCCAGAGUCGGCCAUCGACGCGACUCUAUGAGAAGCAGCCUGAGUGUCGUGUCGGAUGUCGAGAUGGCCCGCAAUGAGGUUUUCGAUGGGCCCAUCUCAGAGAGCAUUCCGUCAAGCAUCGUAUCUUUUUCUCACCGCCGUGGUCGAAAAGGCUCUACCGUCAGUUUUACAUAUUUUCAAGAUGAGGAGGAUUUUAUUGAAGGCUCGAACGAAGAGGCCGUAGAUUCCGAAAAUGAAUUUGAAGCAUUAUCUUCUGAUGAAAUCAGUGAAGCCAACUUGGAAACUAACAGAUCUUCCCUCGGGUCCAAAAAGCCGUCUUAUUCUAGAGAUCCAGCUGAAGAUCCCCUUCUUCCUCGGCGCGUUUCCACUGGCUCCUAUGCCGGAGAUCGAAGAGCUGAUAGCAGGCUCAACCAAAAAAUAUACAUCGCAUCAGAAGAUUUGACUGCUGUUUUUGCAGGGUUCUCUACAAGCUUGGGUGGAUUUACCAUCUACACUGUUUUAUGUAUUGUGACUCUUGGCUUCGCUUACCUCCUGUUUCGAUGGUUACCAAGAUGGCGAGUACGACUGAUAGGAAAGCCAACAUCGCUACGGAAAUGUGAAUGGGUCGCCAUUGAGGAUCAAUGGAACCAAUUCACUGUUCACGACGUUUCCAGUCAACCAUACGGACGGCCUCUUUCUACAGUUUUUGCAGAUCCUCAGAGCUAUAUAUAUGACGAAUACAAUGACCCGGCUAUAUCUUCGCUACGUUGCAUUAAUUACAGAUAUCUGCGUUUCUUUUACAACCCAUUAGAAGACAGGUUCUUACUUAUUAGUGGCUGGAAAGACCCUUUGUGGACGAACGUCAAGGUAAUGAGAAGUGGGUUGGAUGCUGAUGAUCGCGAUAGCCGAGAGCAGGUUUUUGGGGCUAAUCUCAUCGAUAUUGAACAAAAACCAAUCGCUCAGCUUCUUAUGGAUGAAGCUUUUCAUCCAUUCUACAUUUUCCAAAUUGCCAGUCUUGUCCUUUGGUCUUUGGACGAAUAUUAUUAUUACGCCGUCUGUAUAUUUCUUAUUUCUAUUUUCAGCAUCGGUGCGACUGUCCUUGAAACAAGAUCGACCAUGCAUCGGCUGAGAUCUAUCUCUCUGUUCGAGUGCUACAUUCGCGUGUUGAGAAACGGGUUUUGGCGCUCUGUUCUCUCGAGAGAAUUGGUACCUGGUGAUGUGUUUGAAUUUUCCGAUCCAUCCCUAAGUCAGGUUCCAUGCGACUGUUUGCUAUUGUCUGGAGAUUGUAUUGUGAAUGAGAGCAUGCUCACAGGUGAAUCCGUACCUGUAUCAAAGACACCUCUUACAGAUGAUGGACUUGAUUAUCUUGAUCUGAGCGCCCCAUCUAUUCAUCCGAAUGUUGCAAAGCAUUUUCUUUUCAGUGGAACGAAAAUCAUCAGAGCAAGGCGUCCACAGAAUGUUGAUGAUGAGGCUAUUGCUUUGGCGGUUGUUGUGAGAACAGGCUUUUUGACAACAAAGGGAGCUCUUGUUCGCUCCAUGCUCUUCCCUAAGCCCUCUGGGUUCAAAUUCUAUCGCGAUUCCUUCCGCUACAUAUCUGUCAUGGGUGGUAUUGCUAUCCUAGGGUUCGUGGCAUCAUUUGUAAACUUCAUUCGUCUCGGGCUUUCAUGGCGUACAAUUGUUGUCAGGGCUCUCGACUUGAUUACAAUUGUUGUCCCACCAGCCUUACCGGCCACGUUAACAAUCGGUACCAAUUUUGCACUCUCUCGGCUGAAAAAGCACAAAAUAUUUUGUAUUAGCCCGCAAAAAGUCAAUGUAGGCGGCAAGCUGGAUAUUGUCUGUUUCGAUAAAACAGGGACACUUACAGAAGACGGAUUGGAUGUGCUCGGGGUCCGGACUGUGAAUCACGAGAUGAGAUUGUCCGAACUUUCGUUUGAAGUCCCCCUUGUUUUCCCAACUUCCGCGUCAGUCUCAGAUAAUAUUGCCUUUAACUCUGAGAAAUGGAAAAGCAUCAUAUACACAAUGGCAACAUGUCAUUCUUUGAGAAUCGUGGACGGUGAGAUCCUAGGAGAUCCCCUUGAUGUGAAAAUGUUUCAAUUCACUCGCUGGUCAUACGAGGAGGGUGGGAGUCAUAUUUCCGAAGAACCAAAUUCCAAGUUCGAUACGAUAAUUCCAUCCAUUGCGAAACCACCUGUUCCAGCAGCCCAGGAAAGUCACCAGCGCGGAAAUUCAAGUCCCACACGGCAGACUGCAAUAGAGCUUGGUAUCUUACGGAGUUUCGAGUUCGUUUCUCAACUCCGCCGUGCAAGUGUGAUAGUUAGGCAAUUUGGCGACAGUGGUGCGAGUUUCUAUGUCAAGGGAGCACCAGAGAGUGUGAAGGCUAUAUGUCUACCAGAAACUUUACCAUACGACUUUGAAGAUUUACUCAGUCAAUAUACCCACAAAGGCUAUCGUGUCAUCGCUUGUGCUGCUAAAUAUGAACGGAAACUAAGCUGGAUGAAAGUUCAAAAGAUGACACGCGCAGACGUGGAAUGCAACUUAGCAUUCAUUGGAUUUAUUAUAUUUGAGAAUAAACUGAAGCCAAGUACGGCGAAUGUUAUUACUGAAUUGAACCAAGCAGGAAUACGGAAUAUUAUGUGUACUGGAGAUAACAUACUGACUGCGGUCAGUGUUGCUCGCGAAUGUGGCCUGGUCAAACAAGAUGAAUCAUGCUUCAUUCCCCAUUUUGUGCAAGGUCACCAUCAUGACCCGAAGGCCUCUCUCUGCUGGGAAAGUACCGAUGAUUCAGAAUUGAAACUUGAUGAGAAUAGCCUUAUGCUUUCGCAGCCCUCGGCAAAUGUCGAUUUAUCUGUGCCUGGCAAUGUUUACAAUAUGCAUAAAUAUUCGCUUGCUGUCAGUGGUGAUGUGUUCAGAUGGAUAGUGGAUUUCGGAAGUGAAACUUUACUCAGGAGAAUGCUUGUGCGUGCGAAUGUAUUUGCUAGGAUGUCUCCUGACGAGAAGCACGAACUUGUUGAAAAACUGCAAUCCCUUGAUUACUGCUGCGGGUUCUGUGGCGAUGGUGCAAAUGACUGUGGAGCACUGAAAGCUGCAGAUGUCGGUAUCUCCUUAUCUGAUGCUGAAGCAUCUGUAGCUGCUCCAUUUACAAGCCGCAACUUUGAAAUAUCCUGUGUCCCAACUUUGAUCAAGGAGGGCCGUGCUGCAUUAGUCACAAGUUUUUGCUGCUUCAAAUACAUGAGCCUUUAUUCCGCAAUUCAGUUCUCUACCGUCAGCUUCCUCUAUAAAUCGGCAUCAAACCUUGGUGAUUUCCAGUUUUUAUUUAUUGAUCUACUGCUUAUCUUGCCAAUCGCUAUAUUCAUGGGCUGGACGGGUCCCUAUCCAGUACUUUCUCGAAAAAGACCGACUGCUGAUCUUGUAUCACGGAAGGUCUUGACGCCAUUGCUUGGGCAGAUCAUUAUUUGCGUGUCGAGCCAGCUAGUCGCAUAUAAGAUGGUUGAAUCACAGCCAUGGUUCAAGGCACCUCAAGUGGACUUGGAAAAGCCCAACAUCGAGAACUCCCAGAACACAACACUCUUUUUAGUCUCUUGUUUCCAGUACAUUUUGACCAGUAUUACACUCAGCGUGGGGUCGCCCUUCCGGAAGCCAAUGAGAUCGAAUACACCAUUUCUCUUUACCAUAGUCAUGGAUUUACUGCUUUCAGUUUACAUGCUCUUCGGGCCAUCUGAAUGGGUGACUGAAGUUAUGCAAUUGACGUAUUUGUCGGUCAGGUUUGAAGGUUGGCUAUUUGCUCUUGCUAUUAGUACCUUUCUGCUUUCUUGGGUAGCCGAGCAACAACUUUUCCCCCGCCUUGCCCGAGCAUUUGGGCGUGCGUAUGUAUGGUUGCGGCCUGAUCAUCGCAAGCAGCGCCGUCAGUACAAAGUAUUACUCGAAGAGAUGCAGAAGUGAAAAUGAUUCGAACUCCUUCAUACAACUGAAGAGCUCUUAGAAGCUGGCAGUGACGGCCCCAUGGCUCCAUCAAUUGCUUGCGACGACAACUUAUCAAAUAGUAUUAUGUUAUCUGAUAGCUUUUGACCCCGAAAAAAAUGCAUGCAUUCCUCCAUUGGCGUGACUAUAACAUUCAUGUUACCGAUGCAAUUGAGAAAUACAACAUCACGAUUAGACCCUUCGAAGUUCAAUCAAUGAUCCCAGGGGUGUUUCCAUCCCAGCAAAGCCGGUCCAUCCUUUUUGGCACGGUACAUUAGAAAGAACCACAUGCUAGCACCUAGAGCAGUUGCUGUAAAGCGAUAGAGCGGCCGUGCCGGAUGAAUGUGGAUUGGAUGG
This is a messenger RNA of Aspergillus wentii DTO 134E9, 4350 nucleotides long. Its product is annotated as putative P-type ATPase. NCBI's taxonomy places the organism in Eukaryota, Fungi, Ascomycota, Eurotiomycetes, Eurotiales, Aspergillaceae. Gene Ontology annotation, biological process: intracellular calcium ion homeostasis. The record is from RefSeq and is a predicted model, not a curated record. Bases 4 to 3975 code for a protein of 1323 amino acids. Gene Ontology annotation, cellular component: membrane. The transcript is spliced from 22 exons. Gene Ontology annotation, molecular function: ATP hydrolysis activity; ATPase-coupled monoatomic cation transmembrane transporter activity; ATP binding.